This is a messenger RNA of Acanthoscelides obtectus, 2470 nucleotides long. NCBI's taxonomy places the organism in Eukaryota, Metazoa, Arthropoda, Insecta, Coleoptera, Chrysomelidae. The record is from the annotation of a GenBank genome assembly.
CUCUUAACCCUUUCGUAGGCGGUGGGAAGCAUUUUUCCCACCGUUCAAAGUGUGUUCUAGGAGUAAUCUAGCGAAAUAUUCUUCAAAGGCAUCGGUGCUGCCAUCUUUUGGAAACAUGACAAUACACUAUUAAAGUGGAAAUAGCCAAAUACGCAUGAUAUGCAACCCAUUAUUUUGCUCGUUUUAUAUGUAAGCACAUGCUUUGACCAUUUUUAUCAUGCAAAUUUUGUGUUUUGAGAAUUAAUCCGAAAACAUCGUUACAAUCAGUAAUGUGCAAUUUGGAUAAUCCUGAGCACCGACAACAGGCUCUUGACUUUUUCUACAGUCUCCCUGACAAUGAAGAAAAUUCCGAUGAAGAACCGGACGAUGGCGCAAAUGAAGAAAUUGAUCUUCUAGACUUUACAACUUCUGAUACAAGUUACACUAAUUCUCCUCGAAAUUCUUCAACAACUUCAGCUAGGAACGUUACUGUACCCUUGUCGCCAGAACCGGAUAUCGAAUUUUUACACUCGGUAACACCAGAGUUGGUAUCAAUUCAGGAAUCACUCAGUGACGAUGAGGCCCGAGAUAAAGAUAAUGAAAAGCGAUCUUGGUUGCCAAGCUGUGACCAUAUACAUGACAAAAAUAUAGACUUCUGUAAAACUCCUGAACCUGUUGUGCAAAUUUCUGAACACGCUAAAGAAAUUAUUUACUUCAAUCAAAUACUAAACGAGGACAUUCUGGAAUUCAUUGUCGACCAAACUAAUUUGUAUGCUUGUCAAGACCUUCCGAGGAAGAGUAACAAGAAGACGGGGCCAGGCCCUUCAAAUAAUUGGGAGAACACUUCCAUAGAAGAGAUCAAAGCUCUUAUAGGAGUUAUGAUAAUAAUGGGAAUACAUCAACUUCCGCAUUUGGCCAAUUAUUGGUCAAGUGAUCCAUUUUUGGCAGUUUCGCCAGUGGCACAAGCGCACAAGUCAUGCCUUCCAAGAGGUAUAAAAAACUAAUAGAGAAUAUUCAUGUAAAUGAUAACACCAAAGUUAUACCAAAGCACGAAUCAGGGUACGACAAAUUACACAAGGUAAGGCCCCUGAUUGAUAUCCUCAAUGAGUCAUUCCCCAAGGCAUUCAAUCACUCUAGUUACCUGGCUGUGGACGAAUCAAUGAUCGUCUUCAAAGGACGUUCCUCAAUAAAGCAAUAUAUGCCUAUGAAGCCGGUCAAACGAGGAUACAAGGUUUGGUGUUUAGCUGACUCUGCUACAGGGUAUAUAUGUAAGUUUGAUAUAUACACAGGCAAAACCUCCGAUUCAGAAAAGCAAAAUUAUGGCUUAGGAGAAAGGGUAGUAAUAAAUCUUACUUCUUCUCUGAAAAAUAAGGAUUGUAUGGUAGCAUUUGACAAUUUCUUUACUAGUGUAAAUCUAAUGGAAACUUUGCUAAAGGACGGAAUAUAUGCUCUAGGUACAGUGCGAUCAAAUCGAAAGAACUUGCCAGAUAUAUAUAAGGAUAAAACGAAACUUCAGCGUGGAGAAUUUAUGUUCGAAACAAAAGCAAAACUAUUCGCUAUCAAAUGGUUGGACAGUAAAAAUGUGUAUGUUCUUACAAAUUACUUUUGUCCUAAAGAUACAACAACUGUAUUACCAAGAAACAAGGCUGGCGAAAGACAGACUGUUUAUUGCCCGAAAGUGGUAGCUGAAUACAAUCGAAUAAUGGGAGGUGUAGAUAAGUUCGACCAGCUUCACGAACGAUAUGCUGUUGGUCGUAGAUCAACGAAAUGGUGGCAUCGCAUUUUGUAUUAUCUGAUAGAUAUGUCUAUUGUCAAUUCGUUUAUAUUAAUGAAAAUCAAUCGAAAGCGAACUGUCGAUCAGUUGCCAUUUAGAACCAAUUUGGCAAGGCAACUUAUAAACGGUUACACAUCUAGGAAACGCAGAAACAAACCUGUACAAUUUCUUUCGAAUAAGCGAGCUGUGCCUGACGAGGUUCGUUUAGCUGACGUUGGUAAACAUCUUCCUAUCCAACAAGCAACGUAUAAACGGUGCAGACUUUGCAGCACCAAAGCCGCAGAAAAAAGAACAAGAUACAUGUGUUCAUCAUGCCAAGUUCCUUUAUGCAUCCAACCUUGUUUCAACAGAUUCCACGGCAAAUAGUAAUUAAGCCAUUGUUUAUUUUAUUUGACUUGCAUUUUUAUUUUGGUAUCUAUAUUUUAAUAAAAAAAAGUUCAUAUUUCACUUUUUGUUUCUUUUUCUUUUGAUAAAAUCUAUGAAAGUACAUAGGCGGUGGGAAUGAUACUUCCCACAAUGAAUAACUUCACGAAGAUUGAUAAUGGAGAAAAAAAUUAAAUAGAUUCAUAAAAUUAAUACGUUUUUAAUCUUAUUUCAUUUAUAACAUCUUGAAUAUUGAAAUUAUCUUAUUCGCGCCCACGAAACGGUUAAAACGCCCAUUGUCCAUAAGAACCUUCUAUGCAGUAUUAGGAAGCUUUGAAAAAAAGAUGAACGAAA